Messenger RNA from Babesia bigemina, 840 nucleotides. RefSeq lists its product as hypothetical. Bases 1 to 840 code for a protein of 279 amino acids. NCBI's taxonomy places the organism in Eukaryota, Apicomplexa, Aconoidasida, Piroplasmida, Babesiidae. Gene Ontology annotation, biological process: cristae formation. The transcript has 5 exons. The record is from RefSeq and is a predicted model, not a curated record.
AUGGAGGCCUCGACGCUCCCUGCGUCGCCUCCCUCCAGUUCCAUCGAGGAGUACACCGCCAGGCGCGCCAGCAUCCUCCGCAAGCGCAAAGCCUCGCUCUACGACAUCUUGGAGCUCGCGAGCGACUGCAAGACAGCGGAAGUGCGCAGGGCGUACUACCACUUCGCCCGGCUGCUCCACCCAGACAAAUGCCAAGACCAGGCCGCGGCACCGCUGCUGAAUGACGUGCGAAGCGCUUACGACAUUCUGGGCGACGAGUACAAGCGGCUGCUGUACGACCUGAAGAACGGCUUCCGCAUGGGCGAGCAGCUGACCGACCAGUUGCAGACGGUCGGCGAUGAGCUCAAGGAGCGCUAUCGCCACUUUUUGCAGGACCACACCCAAGCAUAUAUCGCAUCGGUGCUGCAACAGUACAACAGCCAAGGGUUGGUGGUCAAGAAGGCGCUGUACGGCAACCUGACUCUGAGGGACCCGCAAAGCAUCUCUCCGGUCGAAACCAUCGAGGCGCACCACCUCAGAGGCCCGUUCAUCGAGGUGACCGUGCAGCUGCAACUGCUGAUUGAGCACGGUGCGUUGCACGUAAACUCCAAUGGGCACAUGUCUUACGCGUUUCUGCCUGGAUUCUACAAUCCGAUGGAUUUUGUUGAACACGACAACGUAGCCAACUCUGAAGACGGGACUCAGCUGUACAUUCUGUACCUCUUCAAGGGCGAGGUGCACGAAGUCACCUUGUGCGACGGCACACCCUUCAAAUUACCCAUGAAGGCACACCUCGUGUACGGUUCCUACAUCAAGGGUCCGUACGCCGUGGCGAACCUCGAAGCCCUGGAAACGGCCUGA